Pollicipes pollicipes is the source of this 909-nucleotide messenger RNA. RefSeq names its product failed axon connections homolog. The transcript has a single exon. The coding region runs from base 1 to 909 and encodes 302 amino acids. Lineage: Eukaryota; Metazoa; Arthropoda; Thecostraca; Pollicipedomorpha; Pollicipedidae. The record is from RefSeq and is a predicted model, not a curated record. Gene Ontology annotation, cellular component: cytoplasm.
AUGGUGCACCGGUCAGCAAUGUCGGCGUUCCGCCCUGGUGCCGUGUGGAGCGGUGUGUCCGAGUGCGCACGCGGCGAGAGCGGCCGUCGCGUGGGCAAGGUGUUGCUGGGCGCCGCCCUGCUCGGCAUCGGCCUCAAAGUGUACGGCCGCUACAGGCGCUACCAGCGCCGGCAGCGCUGGAACCAGGCCGGGAAGGACGUGGUGGUGCUGCACCAGUUUGAACGCGCCACCAACUUCCCCAAUCUGUCGCCGUUCGCACUGAAGCUGGAGACGUUCCUGCGCAUGGCCGGCAUCAAGUACGUGGUGGACACGGAAGAGCCACAGGGGUCACGCAACAAGUGCCCUUGGAUCACCUUCAACGGGCAGGAGCUGUCCGACUCGGAGCUUAUCAUCGACUUUCUGACGCAACACUUCGGGAAGCCGCUGAAGGAAAAGCUCACGCCAGCAGAGCAUGCCGUGGGGCGAGCCGUUCAGGUGAUGCUCGACGAGCACACCAUUAUGGCCGUGGCGUACAAACGCUACGUUCUCGACGGGUGGUCCUACAUCAUGGGGCGCUUCCCCAAGAAGUAUCGGCUCAUGCUCAGGCUCAUGAUGCCAAUAAACUUCCCGAAGAUAAAACAUUUGUUCUACACUGUUGGCAUAGGCCGCUUCAGCGAGGAGGAGACAAUGUUUUUCCUGCGUCGUGAGCUGCGGGCGCUGGAAGAUGUACUCGGCGACAAGCCGUUCCUGCUGGACAGUACGCCGACCACGUACGACGCGGCUGCGUUCGCCGAGCUGACCCAAGUCAUAUACGGUUGCGCACCGGAGGUGGAGCGCUACGUUCGCGCUAACUACGACGCUUUGGUGCAAUACCACGAGCGUAUGAAGGACAAGUACUGGCCCGACUGGGAACAGUGCCGAGCCGAGUAG